Andrographis paniculata is the source of this 1597-nucleotide messenger RNA. RefSeq lists its product as uncharacterized. Bases 155 to 1339 code for a protein of 394 amino acids. Lineage: Eukaryota; Viridiplantae; Streptophyta; Magnoliopsida; Lamiales; Acanthaceae. The transcript is spliced from 12 exons. The record is from RefSeq and is a predicted model, not a curated record.
GAGAGAAUUGGGUUUUUGAGAAGGGCGGUGAAACCGAGCAUACGUCACACGUGUGCGUUGUCACCGAAGUUGGUUUUCCCCGAAUUUCGACGAGAAUUCUUCAGUCAAGAUACGCACCUGAUUCUGGAGUAAAGCUUCUCCACUCAGCUUCAAAAUGCUCGGUGGCGAUGGAUCGGAAGCUCCUAGUCGGAAUGAGCUUCUGAGCAUGGUGAGGAAGCAUUCAAAGUUUUUAGAUAAAGCUGCACAGGACGAAGAUGAUACAGCGGAUGAGGUGGAUGUGGACUCUAGAUUCUGGCAUGAUAUUAUUGAUUUGUAUUUUGUUCGCUACAGAGGGUCAAGGGGGCGAGAGGAUGAUGAUCUCGUAUUCUUUGUUAGAAAAUCGAGUUUGCAAGCACCAAAACCCAGUGAUAAUGUGGAAACCAGCUCUCCCUACUUUGUACGCAGGUGGGCACCUAAGCUGGAUGAAUUAGUUGGUGAAAUUUCAACAAGUAUAGAUUGGAGACGCUCUUUCUAUCUGAAUCUGAUUGCUCAUACUGCUUUCAGUGUGACUGUAGCAAUUUGCAGUCAUCAAGUCCUUCAACAAUAUCAGACAAGUCGAGGCAAGACCUUGUCUCCAAUCUACAAGGUUGUGAAGACUGUAUAUGCAUCUCCAAGCCGUAUUAAUUUUCAUUUGGAUUCCAGAAAGGAAGUAGAAACGAUACCUGCGUAUCCUGAUAUCUGUUUUGCAGUGGAUGACUUUGACUCCACUUUUGAUGCAGUGGUAUUGACUGAUACAGACCACUGUUAUUGCGUCCUGUUAAAUGCUCAUGAUGGGGCUGCUUUUCCAAAUGAGAAAAAAAGAGAUCAAGGUUCUGGUUCAGACAUUUCUUCCUCUUCCGAGGAUGUUACAACUUCUGGAAAGACGAGGAGCUCCAAGAUUACCCUUUUUUCUGGGUUUGUCAGUUACCAAAUGGUUCGAGAUGCUUAUGAUGCUGGCAGGACUGGUUUUGGAAGCCUUCUAUCUCUGGGUCAUUCUUCUGGCAAAAUUGAUAAAAUUUACAUGAAAGGUCCUGGGGGUCGCGGUGAAGUUGAAGUUGCUGUCUCUGGUGUUCUUGAUCAAAGCAAAAUAGACAGUCCCCAUUCACCUAAAAAAGGACUUGAUAUCGGAAGUUUCAUGCGCACUGCAGCCUCUGUGGCAUCAACUGCAGCAAAGCAAGCUUACGCUGCUGCAGCCUCUUCCCAUCGACACGCAGAGGAUGAGAUGCUGCCCCUGAAGUGCUGCUUGAUGUCCAUAUCCCUCCCGUGGGAGACCAUUGCCCAUGAUCUUUUAUUAAAGGGAACUCCCCCUGUGAGCCUGUAACAACCACCGAGUCCUCUUCUUCUUGCAGAACUUUUGGCGCCAGGCGGUCGGGAAGUUUAUUUUGCCUACCAGCUAUGAAAAUGCACAUGUUCGAGGUGUCUGAAAUGUUUUGCUGAUGUUGGAAAUGAAAAAGGUUGAGUUGUAAAUUAGGAUGCAUGUUGAUUCAUUAGUGUAUCUUAGCGAGGGAGGAGCACUCUUAGCUUCUGUUCAGGAUAUAAUAACCGGUUCUUCAUUGAAAUUUAUUUCUUGUUUGCUUCA